UACUCAAAUCGUAGAACUAUCCGUACUUUUGCUUGUGUUAGUUAUAUUUCUUCUGUUGUUAUGUGUAUAAAGUUUGCGUGUAAAAAUGCGUUUCAUAUUGAAAAUUCACAGAUGUGUAACCCAAUCGUUAAAUCAAUACAAAAACAAAAGUGUCACAAAGAGUUUUUCUUACAGCAGUCAUGAGGCACAAAUCAUCGAUGGUAAGGCAAUAGCCGAUAAGAUUAAAACCGAGCUCAAAAAAGACAUCGCCGAUUAUAUCGCGCAAGGGAAUCGUGCACCUACGCUCUCCGCCAUUUUAGUUGGCAGCGAUCCAGCCAGUCAGAUAUAUGUGAAAAAUAAGAUGCUGGCCGCCAAAAACGUUGGCAUCAAUAGCAACACAAUCGAAUUGCCCGAAAUCACAACACAGGAAGAACUCUUAAAUUGCAUCAAAAAGUUGAAUAAUGAUACGGGUGUUGAUGGCAUACUAGUACAAUUACCCGUGCCUAAUCACAUAGACGAACGUACCAUUUGUAAUGCAGUGGCUCCAUCAAAAGACGUUGAUGGCUUCAAUGAGAUCAAUGUCGGUCGCUUGGCACUCGACAUGAAGAGUAUCGUACCGGCAACACCAUUAGGUGUGUACGAGUUGUUGCGACGCUCUGAAAUAACCACUUUUGGUAAGAAUGUAGUGGUGAUUGGACGUUCCAAGAAUGUUGGCAUGCCAACGGCAAUGCUCUUACACACAGAUGGGCGUCAUGAAACGGAGGGCAUGGACGCUACUGUAACCAUUUGUCAUCGCAAUACGCCACCCGAGCAACUCAAGAAACAUUGUCAGGGGGCAGAUAUAAUAGUCACAGCCGUCGGCAAACCGAGACUUGUGCAGCGUGACAUGGUAAAGCCUGGUGCGUGCAUUAUCGAUAUUGGUAUAACACGCAUACAGGAUCAAGAGACGGGUAAAACUAAACUUGUCGGUGAUGUCGAUUUUGAAGAAGUGCGUAAAGUGGCAGGCCACAUAACACCAGUACCUGGCGGUGUUGGACCCAUGACAGUAGCCAUGUUAAUGAGCAACACCUUCACGGUUGCCAAGAAACUUGCUAAAACAAGGCAUACCAAUGCUUUCAACGGCAAUUAAGAAGCUGGGAAUUAAAAAUCUACAGAUGUAUUUUAAAUUAUAAUUUUAUUACCAUAGUAUUUUUUCGUAUAAAUUGUACAUGUCUCCAUAAUGUAUUGUACUAGUAUAACCAAUGUAGAAGAAAUUUCUACAUACAAAAAUAUGUACAACAACAACAUUUUCUAAACGAAUACUACUUCUAUGUAAGCUAAAAAUGUUUGCCAACAAGACUAUCCCCAUGACAUUUUAUGAAAUUAAAGUAACAAAAAGUUACCCGAAAACGUAAA
Messenger RNA from Anastrepha ludens (Mexican fruit fly), 1374 nucleotides. RefSeq names its product bifunctional methylenetetrahydrofolate dehydrogenase/cyclohydrolase, mitochondrial (gene Nmdmc). Gene Ontology annotation, molecular function: methylenetetrahydrofolate dehydrogenase (NAD+) activity; methylenetetrahydrofolate dehydrogenase (NADP+) activity; methenyltetrahydrofolate cyclohydrolase activity. Gene Ontology annotation, biological process: tetrahydrofolate interconversion. The record is from RefSeq and is a predicted model, not a curated record. Gene Ontology annotation, cellular component: mitochondrion. Bases 86 to 1108 code for a protein of 340 amino acids. The transcript is spliced from 3 exons. Lineage: Eukaryota; Metazoa; Arthropoda; Insecta; Diptera; Tephritidae.